Molecule: messenger RNA, 1170 nt
Organism: Penicillium daleae
Lineage: Eukaryota; Fungi; Ascomycota; Eurotiomycetes; Eurotiales; Aspergillaceae
Exons: 1
Coding region: 1-1170 (389 amino acids)
Molecular function (GO): dioxygenase activity
Source: RefSeq, a predicted model, not a curated record
AUGGCCCAGAAGACAACCAACUGGAAUGCCGAUUCUGCGCAUCUUCCCUCCUUUUUGAAAGGUGUGAAACAGGGCAUAUCCACAGCUUGCGAUGCUAAUGUUUGCAUCGAUAUAUUUCAACAAGCGCAAAAGCCCGAGUUUUUUCAAUCCGUAGCUAAGUCUAUGCAACUGCGACAGGAUUAUCUACGCGAUGGCUGUGUCUUCAUCAAAGGAGAAAGUUUCAUUCCUGUUUUAAAGGGUAUUGGGGCUAGAGAGGAGGAUUUUGAAAAGCUCAAGAAGGUUAGCCAUAAUCUGGACCCAGACCCAACGGUGAACUAUCGAACUUUGAAGAGCGGAAGGUUCUCAACGGAUACGAGGGCCGGAAAAAUUGAACGACUCAAAAGACAACCCCUUAUCCUGACAACGGUCGAGAACUACAAACGACACGACUCCGAUAUUCCUCGUGAUUUCGGGGACUUUGACGAGACUCAUCAAAACAAUACCGUCAUUCAGGCUAUCCUCGUUUUCAAAGCCUGGGUCACUCAAGGUGUCCCUGUACUGGCUCGUCCCGGUCUGGACUACGAUAAGAACGAAGUAAUCACGGAGAUAUUCAACAUCCACACCUUCACCGAUAAAGAAAUUCAGGGAUACCCGGCUCUGGAAGGAGUGCAUCAGGACGGAUGCGAUCAUACCAUGACUAUGCUCCUUGGAUAUUCAAACAUUACUCCUGACUCUGGGGUUACAUUUGUUCAUGCUCGGGAAGAGAGAACAGGUGUCCAACACCCUGAAACGAGGAUGGAGCUGCUCAGAGGCCGAUAUCAGCAUCGUGACUUCCUGGACACGCUGCUCUUAACGGAUAAUAGUUUCAAGCAUAGUGUGACCCCGGUGUAUGCACGAGACAAGACUCAGCUGUCGUACAGAGACAUGUUCGUCAUAUUCUCUCGGAAACCGCGAGGUGAAAUGCAUAACUCCGGACUUCCAGACUCCUUGGAGCCACACGAGAAAUUCAAACUCAAGUUUCCGAUCUGGGUUCCCCCUCUCCAUGGGCCUCGCCCAAAUGCUCAAGUGCAGAUUCAUAAGCAGAAUCCUCCUGUCCAGAAGUACACCCUGUCGUUCUUCAUGUCUCCUAAUGGCGAGAUAAUCUCUUCUCCUGAUGGGAAGAUUGGACAACAGAUUAUUGUUGAGCCUUAA